AGCAGUAGUGGACGUGGUCACACUCACACUCACACAGUCACAGUCAGUGCAGUGAGAAUCACAACCAGAUGGACACUUUCCUCUACGACGUCCCUCCUCUGGUGCUGGAGCGGUUCUGUCGAGUCAUGGACUGCGGGGGAGACACGCUCGGCUGGCGGGCACUAGCUGUCCGCGUUGUUCCCAGCUACUCAGAAGUUCGUAUGUUGGAGCGUCUGGAGGCGGCGGGUCGCAGCCCCACCAGAGAGCUGCUGUGGUCCUGGGCUCAGCAGAACACCAGGGUACAGGACCUGCUCAUGGUGCUGCAGGACAUGGGUCAUCAUAGGGCUCUGCAGCUCUUUCAGAGUCCAGCUCGAGAGUCACCUUUGCCGCAGAGCCAUCGACACGUUGAGGACGACUUCACACCUUCCUCUGUGACGCCCACCUCUGAAACGCAGCCUCGUGUCAUCACUCUGCGAGACAUCAUAGAAGGAACCCGCCAUUUUCAUCACGACAUGAGAAUCGCAGAGGGCCCCUUUGCCAGCGUCUACAGAGCGUGUGUCGGAAAUAAAACGUUCGCCGUCAAGGUUUUUAAACAGAUAAACAGUGUGUCCUGGAAGAAGCAGUGGGAACUCUUCAGGAAGGAAAUGGAAAUUCAUCGCAUGUGUCAGCAUCCAAAUAUCUUAGACCUGGUGGACUGUUUUUCCGAUGAGGGCCACUACUGUCUGGUGUACCCAUACCUCCCCAAUGGAUCACUGCACCACAGGCUACACCAACAGAAACAAGAGUGCCCUCUGUCGUGGGAAGAGAGACUCGCCAUCAUCAAGGGAAUCGCAAAGGCUUUGCAUCACCUGCACACGGCCCAGCCCUGUCCAGUGAUCUGUGGUAACAUAUCCAGUGCUAACAUCUUCUUGGACGAUGCCCUGCAGCCCAAACUGUCUGACUUUGGCUUGGCUCGUCUCCGUCCUAAGUCAGCCAGUCAGUCCUGUACCAUCACGCUCAACACAGGUUCCCACAGCAACCUGGGGUACCUCCCAGAGGAGUACAUCCGAGAUGGCAAGCUGUCCUCCAGCCUGGACGUUUACAGCUUUGGAAUGCUUAUAUUGGAAGCAAUAACAGGACGGAAGGUCAUCGAGGACGGACCUAGACCAACACUGCUGAGAGACGUGUUUGUCACAGUGGUGGAGGAAAGUGGUGGCGGCCUGGACUCCUGUCUGCAGUUUUUGGACAGGACGGCCGGCCAGUGGCCGACUUCCAUGGCCCUCAAACUUCUGGAUCUGGCCAUGAACUGCAUUGUCAGCCGCCACCGUCAAAGACCAAACAUGGAGAAUGUCCUUCUGGCACUGAGUGAGCUGCUUCUUCCACCCAGAUGCCCGCUCGCCGACCAGCCGCACAGCCUGGACGAUAUAGCCGCUAUAUAUGUGGUGCAUAGCCCCUCAUCCUCCAUACUAGUGGAGCAUGAUGAGCAGAGUGUGGUACCUGGUUCUCCAGCACAGGAAGGACCUUGUGAAUACAGCCAGUCGGAGGUGACAUAUCUGAGUGACAGUAUGGCUGCCCAUGAUGAGGCUGAAGCUGACCUGUACAGCAGCUUUCCUGUGCAGUGCAGCUGUUCAAGUGAGGAAGGGGGACUGCCCUGUGAAGACUGCAGGGCCAACGGACUCGUUUCUGACCCCACCGGGAGUCCUCACUCUGACUUAUGUGUGGUGGAGAAUGUAGCCAAGUGCAGGCUGAAGAACAAACUGAGUUUUUAUAACAAGGGGCUGAUUGACACGGAGGAGCUGUUCUCAGAAACACCGAUGCAGCAGGGGGCCGAACGACAACAAAGCAGCAUGCAGUCACCUGUUGGGACAAAAUCCCAGUGACAGGACUCAUUGAUGUGUCACAAACAUCAUGACAUCUUGACUCCAUCUGUUGCGGCUUCUUAUGACAACACCGUAGUUCUCAAUGAACUCUUCUCAUGGAGAUUAUCCAUAACGGGAAUUGUUCUCAUCUUUUUUUAUUUUAUUUUUUUAAAUAAACCCUUGUGAUAAAUUCAUUAGGGCUGUCUCCUGGGGGCACUGAUAACAGAUGGACAAUUAAGCCAUUUUCUAAUGUCCAUUGUAAGUCAGUGACAUCUCAGCUGUGUAACAGUGUAAUAAUGACGUGGACAUCAGGGUCCAGCAGCACAUUUCAAGUCAGGCAGGAUCAAUGCAGGAUGUUUUAAUGUAUGAUUUUAUUUGUAAAAUUAAUAUUUCAAGUAUUUAUCAAGAUAUUAUGCUCAUAGUAUGUUAUAUUUAUUACAUUUAAUGCAGUGUUAGAAAUUGUUUGGGAGGCAAUGCCUGUCCAAAUUCAAAUUUGUGGCCCUGGCACCGUCCCAUAUGCUACUGUGACAAGGUCUUGUUGUUCAAAUGUGGCAUGAAUUUGCUACUCAGGUGAUCAUAUAAAAAAAUCUAGGAGCAGGUUUCACUGUGUUUCAUAAAGAUAAACUAUAGCUCAUGUGGUCCGUUCCUGUGUAAGAACAAUUAAAGGACAUACACAGACUCGACACAGAGCCUAGCACUGUGAACAUACAUUAAUGUUAUAUAUUUUUUUAAUAUAUACAGUACAUACAAACAGAAGCUGUUAAACUGCCCCCCAUAUGUUCUCCUGGAUUCAGUUUACUGCAGUGCAAUCCACAUCCACAUGGUGGAAACCUUAUUUAAAUACUAUCUUGUGUCAAUAUUAAGGUGUUUUAUAUCAAUGGUGAUAAACAAACUAAUAAUUUGAAUAUGUUUCUCUCAGUGUUGUGUGACCUGUGUAUACUGUUUUGUUAUUGUAUUAAGAGUACAUGUUGAAAGCGAUUAAAAAGAAAAUACAAGACAA
This is a messenger RNA of Solea solea (common sole), 2817 nucleotides long. RefSeq names its product interleukin-1 receptor-associated kinase 3 (gene irak3). Gene Ontology annotation, molecular function: ATP binding; protein binding; protein kinase activity. The record is from RefSeq and is a predicted model, not a curated record. Gene Ontology annotation, cellular component: plasma membrane. The coding region runs from base 69 to 1838 and encodes 589 amino acids. Gene Ontology annotation, biological process: protein phosphorylation; signal transduction. Lineage: Eukaryota; Metazoa; Chordata; Actinopteri; Pleuronectiformes; Soleidae. The transcript has 13 exons.